UUAAUCAAAAUGUGCAUAAAUAUUCUAUAAACGUUCCUUUCAACUCUACCAGUUAAGGUCAGCGCACGAAUCACUCAAUGAGUCAGCCUAACAUAUUGGUUGUGUUCAGUCGGCGCGCAGACGUGUACACAUACCUAGUAACAAUAUAACUGUAUACAAACAAAAUAUAUCGAUUACAAGAUAUAAUAUUUCUUAUCUUUUAUAAGUGAUUAUUAUCUGUGCAACUUUAAUUAGCGGGAAAGAGUCGACUGCGUACAUACGUACAAUCGCACAAAAAGUUUGUAAGCGGGAGACAUUAGUGGGAAAACCCAAGUGAAAAAACAAGUGCUCCAAUAAACUUUUGAAGUUGAAAGAACGACAGUUAACAAGAUUGUCUUCAAUCAAAUCAGACAAGAAUACAAAUAGAAACAUCAAUCAAAAAUGGAAAACCCCAAAAGAGCCGACCCUGACAUAAAGGACAAACAGCCUAGUGGAUCAAAUGUUUUAGCUGAUCAAAAUAAUAACGAGAUAAUUACUUUCCAACAUGAGCUAAGAGAUAUAUUUUCGAAUUACUCUAAGAAUUUCAAUGUUGUUCAUAUUAAUGCUCAGAGUAUACCUAAACAUUAUCUCUCUUUCUUAGCAACAUUCGUAAAUCUUCAUAAUGUCGAUGCUGUUUUGGUAUCAGAGACAUUCCUAAAACAGUCAAUGAAUUCAAAGGCGGGCGAUAUACCAGGUUAUAACCUGAUCCGUAAUGACAGAGUGGGCAAAGGUUGUGGAGGAGUCGCAAUUUAUUUACGCAAAGAACUCAAGUAUAAACAUGUGGCCAAAUCUUUGAGUUAUUACACAAGUUCCGCUGAAUAUAUAUUCAUUGAAGUCUACCAUAAUAAAACUAAAAUACUUUUGGGUGUGUUCUAUAGUCCGAAUUCCACUAUUAAUUAUUUUUCAACUUUAGAAGAUUUAUUCAAAAAGUAUCGUUCUGACUAUAAAUAUGUGAAUAUCCUUGGGGAUUUUAAUACUGAUAUAUUGAAAGCGAACAGACGUGUAGAUAGAUUGUUUUCGAUUAUUAAAAACCACAGUUUAUAUCUGCCGCCCCUGGGGCCGACUCAUUUUUCUCCCGGUACAAAAGCCUCUGCUUUAGAUCUGAUAAUUGUCUCGGAGAAAGACAUUGUCGCAAAGCACGGUCAACUAGGGAGUGGUUUCUCAUAUCAUGACAUGAUCUAUGUAUCAAAUAAAAUAAAGCCUUGGCGAAGAAGACCGAAACUGAAUGAAGAACCUAUUUGGCAAAAAGUUGACGCUGAAGCAGCUCUUUCAGAACAAAGGAGAGCAUUAAGUAUCUACAAGCAGAGUGAACGUGUUGAUGAUGAUUUAAUGAAGUAUAGGAACGGCCGAAAAAGUAUUGAAAAACUUGAGAAAGAAUUUCAACGUGAAAAGAGCAAAAUCCAAAAAUCACCAAAGAAAUAAUUUUAAACAUCUUGUAACUUUUUAAUAUUUUAUAUCAUUUUUUAUUGU
Molecule: messenger RNA, 1488 nt
Organism: Papilio xuthus (Asian swallowtail)
Lineage: Eukaryota; Metazoa; Arthropoda; Insecta; Lepidoptera; Papilionidae
Exons: 2
Coding region: 421-1440 (339 amino acids)
Molecular function (GO): catalytic activity
Source: RefSeq, a predicted model, not a curated record